Molecule: messenger RNA, 973 nt
Organism: Macrobrachium nipponense
Lineage: Eukaryota; Metazoa; Arthropoda; Malacostraca; Decapoda; Palaemonidae
Gene: spt4
Product: transcription elongation factor SPT4-like
Exons: 4
Coding region: 97-441 (114 amino acids)
Biological process (GO): transcription elongation-coupled chromatin remodeling; regulation of transcription elongation by RNA polymerase II
Cellular component (GO): nucleus; DSIF complex
Molecular function (GO): RNA polymerase II complex binding; zinc ion binding
Source: RefSeq, a predicted model, not a curated record
GAAGAGGAAGAAGAAGAAGCAGCAAGUUGCUCACUAUUGUUAUUGUAUACACAGAGAGAGCUGUUGCCGCCUUCCUACUGAUAAAUCUACACCAAGAUGGACAAUAUUCCCCGAGAUUUGCGUGGUCUUCGUGCAUGUUUAGUUUGCUCGUUGGUGAAGACUCAAGACAUGUUUGAAUCUGAUGGUUGUGAUAACUGUGACGAGUUUUUGCACAUGAAAAAUAAUCGAGAUCAAGUUUUUGACUGCACUUCUACAAAUUUUGAUGGAUUCAUUGCUCUGAUGAGCCCUGAGGAUAGCUGGGUUGCAAAGUGGCAGCGAAUUAAUCGUUGUGUUCGAGGGAUGUACGCCAUUUCAAUUAGUGGUCGUCUUCCAGCAUCUGUUAUUCGUGAUAUGAAAGCAAGGGGUAUUAAAUACAGGCCUCGUAAUAAAACUAAUGUGUAAAUUAUAUUUAGAGUAAGUUUAGGUUUUUCAAUGUAGUUUUGUUGUGAUCUUUUAAAUUCAGCCAUUCGUAUUAUAAGUUUUGUAAGUCCUUGUUUUGAUAGUACAGUAGGGACUAUGUUUAAUGUAAUAUAUAAGGAAGAAUUUUUAUAUAUAAAGUAUAUUAAUGAUAGAUUUUUGGCAACAUAAAUAUUGAUUUGUGUUCUGAUUAUUCAUUACAUGGAAAUUCCAUAAUUUUACUAAAUUUUUUUGCAUUAGAUUGGAGCAUAGAGAAAGAAAAAUAAAAAGGUUACUAUUAAGUUCCAAUUUUUUCUCUUCAUAUAUGAUGAGUAUAGUGUUAUAUUAUCUACAAGGAAAUUUUUCAAAAGUUUUUCACUUUCUGAUAUUAUGAAGUGAGUUUGAAUAUUGACAGCCUUAUGCUACUAGGUUCAUAAAUUACUUUUUUCAUAUUCUCAUGCUUUCUCAUCCAUAAACUUGACUGAUGUAUUGUGACACUGCAUUAUCAUUUUUUUCAAUAAAGAUUUAUAUUCUGUAA